AUGGUGCGCCAGUCCGACUAUAACCUUGUCUUUGUCAACUUCAACUACCGUGUCGGAGCAUUGGGUUUCUUAGCCAGUGAGGAAGUCCAGAAAGAUGGUGACCUGAACGCGGGAUUGCUGGACCAGAGGAAGCUGCUUCACUGGAUACAGGACAAUAUUGCCAAGUUUGGCGGCGAUCCAUCGCACGUUGUCAUUCACGGUUCUUCCGCUGGCGGUGGCUCAAUAGCACACCACUUGACCGCUUACGACGGCGAAGACAAGGGUCUUUUCGUCGGAGCUGCACCCCAAUCUCCUUUCUGGCCAACCCAACGAAACCUCAGCGAGCUCGAGUUCCAGUAUGACCGCUUCGUUGCCGACACGGGCUGUUCCAAUGCCACCAAUGCCCUGUCAUGUCUUCGCUCCGUGAGUCUGGCCACUAUACAGGCCGCGAACGUUGCUCAGCAGUUCCCUCAAGGCAGUGGUGUUCCGCUGCCCCUGUGGUACUGGCUACCGGUUACUACUGGGCCCGGGACGCUGGUUCCUGAUAACCUAUACGACUCUUUCGAAGCAGGCAAAUUCAUCAAGGUGCCCAUCCUGAUCGCCGAACUGGACCGGAUCAACAAGGCGUAUCCGCUGACCGACCCCUUGCCAAAACACGCGGCCUACUUUCCCUCCGCAGCAGCAGCAUAUGGCGACGCCACGUUCACAUGUCCGGGCAACACCAUGGCCGAAACGAUGUCGUCGUUCUACGAGCCAGGAAAAGUGUGGAACUAUCGGUACAACGUCAUAGACCCCGGAAAUGUGGCCGCAGGAUUAGGGGUGACUCACACGUUUGAGACGGCUGCGGUGUUCGGGCCGGGCUACGCAGGCAACGUGGCAGAUAGCUACUACACGACGAACGCCGAAAUCGUGCCUGUGGUUAUGAACUACUACAUCAGUUUCGUGAGGGCCCUGGACCCGAAUGUCUAUAGGUAUCCGGGGACGCCGGUGUGGGAGACGUGGGGGGACUUCGGAGCCGGCAGGGGACUCAGGUUGAAAUUCGAGACAAAUGAUACGGUAAUGGAGGAGGUACCGCAGCAGCUGGCGGACCGUUGCGCUCUGUGGAAGGAUCUGAGCCAUGCGAUGGAGGUAUAA
Messenger RNA from Diaporthe citri, 1113 nucleotides. RefSeq lists its product as uncharacterized. Gene Ontology annotation, molecular function: carboxylic ester hydrolase activity. The coding region runs from base 1 to 1113 and encodes 370 amino acids. The transcript has 3 exons. Lineage: Eukaryota; Fungi; Ascomycota; Sordariomycetes; Diaporthales; Diaporthaceae. The record is from RefSeq and is a predicted model, not a curated record.